AUUACGUCACGCGUACACACGCGCGUGCUGCGUGAUGGCGUCACGACGGCGGGAAGGCGGAGAGGAGGAGGAGCCAAGAUGGCGGCGAUGGCGGCGCUGUGCCGGAGGCUGAGGGCGCUGGGCCGGGGGGUCAGAGGGGUGCAGAGCCCGCCCGGCGCCCCCCGCUAUGAGGAGUCCACGGCCGAGUUCGCGUUCGUGGAGCGGCUGCUGCCCCCCAGCUCCAUCCCCGAGCCCCCCCCGCACCCCAAAUACCCGACCCCGUCCGGCUGGAGCCCCCCCGCAGGCCCCCCCCCAGACCUGCCCUACUUCGUGCGCCGCUCGCGCCUGCACAACCUGCCCGUGUACCUGGGCCAGCGGCAGGGCCGGCGCCUCACGGCGCUGCGCCACAUCCACGGCGACAUCUGGGCGCUGGAGCGGGACCUGAGGGCGUUCCUGGGCUCGCUGGGGGUGCCCGAGGUGCAGGCGCAGGUGAACGAGGUGAGCGGGACCCUGCGGCUCCGCGGGCACUGGGGGCCUGAGGUGCGACGCUGGCUGCUGCAGAGGGGCUUCUAGAGACCCCCAAAACCUGCUGGGGUACCCCCAAAACCUGCCAGGGGCACCCCAAACCUGCUGGGGGUACCCUAAAACCUGCCAGGAGCUGCUGUGGAUUCACCUGGAACGUCCCGGAAUGGAGACUGGACAGAGAAACAUCUGCUCAAAAUUCACCUGGAGCACCUCAAAAUCUGUUUGGGGCACCCCAAAAUCCAGCUGGAAUUCCUCAGAAUCUGUUGGGGCACCUCAAAAUCCACCUGGAACUCCCCAGAAUCUGUUGGGGCACCCCAAAAUCCACCUGAACUCCCCAGAAUCUGUUGGGAGCAGCUCAGAAUCCACCUGGAGCACCCCAAAAUCAAUCUGGGACACCCUAAAAUCUGUUGGGGCACCUCAAAAUCCAACUGGGACACAUCAAAUUCCAUUUGGGGCACCUCAAAAUCCAUCUGGGCAUUUCUAAAUCCACCUGGAGCACCCCAAAAUCUCCCUGGAAUCUGCUGUGGACAGCUCAGAAUCCCUCUGGAGCCCCCCAAAAUCUGUUGGGGAUACCUGAGAAUUCCCACUGGGAUUUUGAAAUCCAUCAAGGACACC
Catharus ustulatus (Swainson's thrush) is the source of this 1119-nucleotide messenger RNA. RefSeq names its product mitochondrial ribosomal protein L49 (gene MRPL49). Gene Ontology annotation, cellular component: ribosome; mitochondrial large ribosomal subunit. NCBI's taxonomy places the organism in Eukaryota, Metazoa, Chordata, Aves, Passeriformes, Turdidae. Gene Ontology annotation, molecular function: structural constituent of ribosome. The coding region runs from base 79 to 552 and encodes 157 amino acids. The record is from RefSeq and is a predicted model, not a curated record. The transcript is spliced from 4 exons. Gene Ontology annotation, biological process: translation.